This is a messenger RNA of Salvelinus sp. IW2-2015, 2040 nucleotides long. The record is from RefSeq and is a predicted model, not a curated record. NCBI's taxonomy places the organism in Eukaryota, Metazoa, Chordata, Actinopteri, Salmoniformes, Salmonidae.
ACAGGUGAACGGUGCCCCCUGGAGAAUCUGACCCCCUCCCACCCUGAGCCCCCCUCCACAUGGACGGAGGCAGAUGCCACAGACUCACCCCACACAGGGUUCACUCACCCUGGAGUAGACCACAGCAAGAAGGACCCUGGAGCCGGUCCAGGGACUCCCAGCCAGCCUGGAGGGACAGCCAAGCACAUCCCACAGAUCGACCGUACCAAGAAGCCWUCAGUCAGAGUCUCAGACGGGUCUAAACCACCCCUGGAUGCCCUCCCCAGGGACCUGCCCCCCUCCUCCCAGAAUGGCCCGUCUGUACCCCAACCCAACCGCUCGGGCAAACCGGCCUUUGACCCGUCGGUGCCGCUGACGGACGAGGAACGUGGUCAGAUCCACACGGAGACGGCUGCUCUGAUGGAGAAGGCCCGGAGAGAGCAGAAACAACGCAAACAGGAACGCCGCACCGAGGAGGAGUGGAGAGCGAGGGAACGCCGGGAGAACCAGGAGAAGGAAAAUGAGGAGAUGGAGAAGAGGAGGAAGGAGGAAGAGAACAGGACUCAGGAGAGGAAGAGGUUGGAGAGACAGAAGGCAGAGGAGGAGAAGGAGAACGGGGUUGGGGAGGAGCGAGAGACGAGGGGGAAGGAGCAAAGGGAGGAUACGCCGACAAACGGUGCUUCUCUGGACUCGCCAGCUCCCAGCCGUGUCGUCACUGAGAUUAAGGCUCCAUCCCCRCUGAAGCUUAGUGGUGCUGUAAAGAGGAGCCAUCAGCCUGGGAUGUUAAAGCAUAGAACAGUUGAUGACUAUGUCAUACCCAAGCGGGAGCUCCUAACCAGAGCCAGGAGUGAGGAGAUGGGCAGGAGUGUACCAGGCCUGCCUGUUGGCUGGAUGAAGUUCUUGGACACGGUAACCGGUACCUACCGUUACUACCAUUCCCCAACCAACCGGGUGGACUGCUACCCCCCUGAGGUCAGCGUACCCCAGACGCCCCCCUCCACCCCUCCUACGGCCAAACAGAAGCAGCCCCGCCCCGCUGAGRCAGACCAGACCAUGGACCGCGACCAGGAGCAGUCCAAACUGAAACGUUCCUACUCUUCUCCAGACAUCAGCCAGGACCUGAGGGAGGAGGGGCUAAAGAAGGUUACCGCCCCUAUAACUGCAGCCACGCGRCCAACCUUUAACAGGGAGACCAAACCAUCCACUGCUAGCGUUUACACCAAGGUGGAGAUCGCCCGUCCGUCUGCGGCUAAGAUCCGUAACCUGAACCCUGUGUUCGGCGGUCUGGGCGCCUCGCUCACCGGCCUGCGUAACCUAGGUAACACCUGCUACAUGAACUCCAUCCUGCAGUGUCUCUGCAACACACCGGCCAUGGUGGACUACUUCAACAAGAACCUCUAUCAGGAGGAUAUCAACAGGGCUAAUAUCCUGGGUCACCGAGGUGAGGUAGCAGAGGAGUUUGGUGUGAUCAUGAAGGCUCUGUGGUCAGGCCUGUAUAAGUGUAUCAGCCCCCGCGACUUUAAGUUCACUAUAGGGAAGAUCCAUGAAUCCUUCUCUGGCCAGGAACAGCAGGACUCCCAGGAGCUGCUGCUCUUCCUUAUGGACGGACUCCACGAGGACCUCAACAAGGUAGGGAGACCGGAGAGCGAGCAGGACAAAAGUGAUUAACAAGGAAAAUAGUUUGAAGAUUACCUAGUGCCUCCAAAGUUACAUAGUAGGGUAGAAUUCUGGAAUGGAACAAUGACGACUCCUGUCAAAUGGGCCUAGUUAAAGCUGAGCUGGAGUUGACCACAGUAGUAAUUAUACUGCAAAGUGGUCCUCUGUAGCCCGGAGCGGUCCUCUGUGGCMCGGCGCGGUCCUCUGUGGCCCGGAUCGUCGGUGCGAUUCCCGGGACCACCCAUAUGUCAAAUGAAUGCUGGAUGACUGUCAGUUGCUUUGGAUAAAAGCCUAUGCUAAAUGGCAUAUAUAAUAUUAUUAAAGGUCACUUCUGGAGAUGUCAGUACCGUUGCUGAUCCGGUGGAAAAUUAAAAGCCUUUUUGAAGCACAGCACACGUUCAGCUU